Messenger RNA from Bursaphelenchus xylophilus (pine wood nematode), 4219 nucleotides. The record is from the annotation of a GenBank genome assembly. Lineage: Eukaryota; Metazoa; Nematoda; Chromadorea; Rhabditida; Aphelenchoididae.
AUGUCUGACGAGGAGGAAAUAUAGUAAGUAUUACAAUGCUAUACAGCUAAACAACUUUAUUUUGCAGCAGCGAAGAGGAAGAGGAGGAAGAAGAAGCCGAGGAGGACGCUCCAGCUGAAGAAGCCGCUCCAGCCGCCGCUCCAGCUGCCGCUGAACCCAAAGCCGAAGAGCCUGAAGCCGAGGAAGGGGAGGAAGAGGGAGAAGAAGGCGAUGAAGCGUAAGUUACAAUAACACCCUCCUAUACCAUCAAACUCUCAGUCCUCCAGCCGAGGAGAAGCCCCGUGCUCGACCUCCACCACCUCCAGAAGAGGAGCGAGAUCCCGCAACGAUGACUGAAGCCGAACAAGCCAUGUUGGCGGCCAAGAAGCGUCAAGAGGAAGAGGCAGAAGCCAAGAGCCGAGACUACGAACAGCGUCGCGUUCAAGAGAUUGAACAGAUUGCCAGAGAAUUGGAGGAGUUGAAGCAACGACAAAUUGAACGUCGACAACAGAGAGUUGAGGAAGAGGCUGAGUUUGCCGAACACAGACGUCAGGCAGAAGAGAGACGUCGUCAGGAAGAGGUAAGGGAAUAAGUCAUAAUGACCACACACUAACAAAAAGUUAGCUAAUCGACUUUGCAAAACCCAAGCCUCCCAAAUAAUUCCCCACCCUUCAUUUAGGAAGAGCGCAAGAACAAAAUCGAAGCCGAGAAGCGCCGUCGUGAAGAAGAGAAGCUGAAGCGUCAACAAAUGAUGGCCGGUUCCUUCGCCGGAUUCGGUGGAGCCACCGAAGGCGGCCGCAACUUUGUCGUUAACAAAUCCGCCGGAGGCGAACAAGAGGAAGGCGGGGACAAGCCGGCUGCCGGCCCCACUGGCCGUCGCGGACCCUCCAAGGAACAGUUGGCCGAGGCCAAGCGCAACUAUUUGGCCUCGAUCAACAAACCCCAAGAUCUCAGCAACGUGUUGCCCAACGACAUCAAGAACAAGAUCAAGCAGCUGCACGCGAGAAUCGUCAAGCUGGAGGGCGAGAAGUACGAUCUGGAAAAGAGACACGACCGUCAGGAAUAUGACGUAAGUGAUUGAUCAAAGCCUCUCGGACAGAAAUCUUGAUUUUUGAACGCUUUGUCAAUUAGAAUACAAAUCUUUUCAGCUCAAAGAAUUGGGAGAGCGUCAGAAGCAAGCUGCUCGUAACAAGGCCCUCAAACGGGGAGAGGAAGUCACUGAGGAGGUCGGAAACUUGCCGGUAAGAUGAGCGAAAAAAUGCCAUCCAAAUCAACAUUUUCAGUCCAAGAUCAAUGUUGCUUCCAAAUUCGACCGUCAAGUGGACCGUCGCUCGUAUGUCGAUCGCAGAACCAUGUUUGAGAAAGUAAGCCGGAUAUCUUUAUGUUGUAGCAGAUUUUUGACGUUAUUUUGACCGAAAAACGCCUUCUGAUGUAAUGUUUUGGAUAGAACCUGUUUACCAAUGUCGGAAUAAGGUGGAAACAGCAUAGACGGCUAUAUCUAUAUUCAAAAAAUUUUUUGUAGUCGAAAAGUGACUCCAUUUAAAAGUUCUUUAGCUGCGUGUGGUCAUAUCUAAAGCUCUGCUUUUCAAAUCAGUCACAGUUAACCCUAAUAUCCACUUACUAGGGAAGUGUACAAACGAACCCUCACCAAAUGGCAAGUGUUAUACACCAUCGGAAAGCCCUUGAAAAAUGGUGCAAGACACCAUUUUCAUUUUUUGCAGAAUGCCUUUCCGCGACGACAUACUGUAAAUUUCAUUAUUUUUAGGUCAUUUCGCAACAAAAAUCUUUCUUUCUCUUGAGCGGAUAAAAAUCCUCGAAGAGGGUUGCUUCAAUAGUGCAGUGGUUGCUGAGCAGGCUGAUAAGCCAAAAUUCGAUUCCCAGUCUGGGCAAAAACAUUUUGCGUUCUUACAGUUAGGAUAAUAUUUGAGUUAAACUUUUACAAGCGCUUUAAUUUUUCUAGAAAACGGUCGAUUACGGUUAAGACCAUCAAACUUACAUGUUUUUCAAAAUUAAAAAAAGUGAAAAAUGUUUUUUUCACGUUAUGGGUGCUUAAAACCAGUAAAUAUCAUAUGUAAAAUGGUUUUACUGGCAAGCGCCAAACUUCAUAAUGAUUCUUAGGCCAACCUAGUAGCAAUAUUUACCAUUUAGCGUUUUGAAAUAAGAUUUAUUUUGCCCCACAGCAGAUAUUGUAACUACUUAAGGGACAAAUCAACCGUUUAUAAUUUUUUGCCCUGAGGCAUUCUGCAAAAACUGAAAAUGGUACCUUUCACCAUUUUUCAAGGGCUUUCCAAUGGUGUAUAACACUUGUCAUUUGGUGAGGGUUCGUUUGUACACUUCCCUAGUUAAUUAAAUACAGGGUGUACCAAAUUCGGUGCCCGAUUUGAAUUGGCUAUAACUUCUUUAAUUUUGGGCCAAAUUUAAAAAUUUUUUUUCCCCUGUAUCCCCAGACAACCCCAUUUUGUCUGAUACCAAAUAUGUCAUACAUAGGUAAGUGUCAGCUACAGGUAUUGGAUUUAUUCUUGAAGUUCAUUUUUUGGUCGUUUUUCGGUUGUUUUUUCGGCCUUUCCCGGUGUGUCCGAAAAUGGAGUACGGUGUGGAAGAAAAAGCUUGGUCUGUGGUUUGGUAUGGCAAAUACGGUUCACCGAUAAAUGUUCAAAGGGAAUACAGGAUGAAAUACGGACGUAAGGCCCAACCCAGAUCGCAAGACAUUUUGGCGUUGGUGGAAUAGGUUCCUUGAGACUGGCAGCGUUAAGAGGACACAAAAAAAGCAGGAAAGAUGGGUACGAACGUAGCUGAAAAUGGAAGAAGUUUUGUCAAAAUUCCGAGAAAAUCCGCAUAUGAGUACACGAAGUUUGGCCAGAACCGAGGGAAUGCCUUCACCAAGGAUCAUUCGACGAACUCUGGAGGUUGAUCUUCACUUUUUGUUCUUAUUCUCAUCGUCGAUUUUCAGGAGGGGAAAUUCCAUCGUAUUUUUCUUCCGCACCGUACUCCAUUUUCGGACACACCGGGAAAGACCGAAAAAACAACCGAAAAAAUGAACUCCAAAAAUAAAUCCAAUAACUGUAGAUGACACUUACCUAUGUAUAACAUAUUUGGUAUCAGACAAAAUGGGGUUGUCUGGGGAUUCUGGGGGAAAAAAUUUUUUUAAUUUGGCCCAAAAUUAAAGAAGCUAUAGCCAAUUCAAAUCGGGCACCGAAUUUGGUACACCCUGUAUUUUUUUGGCUAGAAAGACUCAUCAUCUAUGACCUAAUUCAACCCUUCAAAAAUAAUCACCCUCUAUUUUUCAGCCCGUGGUCAAGCCCGCCCCAUCGAUUGCCCACGGCACCGGCCGUCCCCCACCGGAAUGGGGCCGCAAGAACAUUGAGGAGCUCGAGACUCUCCGCAAGAACCUCGAACCCCCCAAGUACGUGGAGCAGGUCAAGGCCGAGGGCGAUGCGGCCCGCCCGCCCGUCGACCCAAUCCCUCUCCAAAUCCCGGCCGACGACUUCGAACCCGUCAAAGAAGUAUGUUUAUUCCUGCAGUUCGGCACGCCGAGUCGCGCCGCUGACAAGUACACGCCUUACCGGUUGUGGUACUAGUUGCCCAGUUUGCCACAAAUAUUUACUUUCUUUACACUUUGCACUGUAAUUUUUCCCUCUAUCCUAACCCGAGUGAAAAUGGCGAAAGUGCGAAAAGAGUACUGGAAAAACAACUUUUUAGAAACCUUCAAAACAUAAGUCAUCCUUUCCAAAAAACCAGUCAUUUUGAUAUUUUUAGGACAAAAAUACUCCAUAGGAUUUAGUCACUUUAAACAUAUUUUUCGCUUGUUGUACAUAAAAUAGGUUCAGCUUAUUUCAUAAAAAAACGUCAAUUUAUAUUGACCUAGGGUAGAAAAUUACACUUUACCGAAGAAGUAGGGUAAUAUUUACUUGCGAAAUACGGUGAAAAUGAAAGUCUAGGGUAAAAUCAACAUAUUUUACAUACUUUUUGCAUAUUUUUAGGGCAAAGAGUUGCAUAUUUUUAAGGUCCAAACCUUGGUUGUUGGUUGUUCAUUGUUGACUAUGAAUAAACUCAUCCAUCCUUUGUUUGUUGAAGUGGAUUUCCUUGGUUCAUACCCAAAAUCUAUCUAUGCUAUCUGUUUCCUUCUUUACUAACACGAUAUUUUGUAUGCGCUUCCUGAAUUCUCUUGCUUUUUUAACGUACUUUCAACUUUCAGGAAGCCCCCGCCGACGAGCCCGCCGUUGAAGAAGCCGCUGCCUAA